AUGGAGCCGGGGCUGUCUGGGCAUACUGAUUCAUUGUGCUUCUCGGGUGGUGGCCAUCCCACCCCCCCCUCCCCAUCCAAUUUCGUUCCCUCCCCUCAAAAAAAAAAUUCGAUUUCGUCCCCAUCGUUUGGCCCCGAUCUCCACCGCGCUCUAGGGUUCCGGCCGCCGCCGGCGAGGGCCUGCCAUUUGAGGCGCUCGAGGAGGAUUCGCCGUCCCCCGACGCCGCUGCUCCCCUGGACCCCGUCGCGCUCCGGGACAGGCCUGCGCUCACCCCUUCCGGCCGCCGCCGGCGAGGGCCUGCCAUUUGAGGCGCUCGAGGAGGACUCGCCGUCCCCCGACGCCGCUGCUCCCCUGGACCCCGUCGCGCUCCGGGACAGGCCGGCGCUCACCCCCGACUUCUCUCGCCUCGUCUUCUCCAUGGAGCUCCCCUGCCGACGGCCCACGCCGGAGCUUUGGGCCGACCUCCCCUCCGGCAGCACGCGCCGCCCGAACCCAGUUGGCCGCGUCGGCAAUUUCAAUAUUGCGCUCUCACAGUCCGGCUCUGCUCGUGCCAAGCUCUAGCUCUUGGAUGUGCUAUCCUCCCUUCUCACUCUCGGGCUCCAGCAGCAAAUGGACGAAAAGCAUCACGAAGCAGCUCAGCUCCAUCUUCUAUAGUUAUUUCUUGAAUCUGUGAUAUACUAUAUAAUGCAUUCUGUAGAAAACAGAAUGAUGUUCAUUGGAGCCUCUCUCUUGCUAUGUUUCUUCCAUUUGUUUCUGCUCUAAGAAAACUCCAUACUUGGAAAAUGUCUCUUCAUGACUUCUUCGAAGUUUUUUCUGUAGUUUUCAGUCUUGGGUGCGUGCAGUUUCUUCAUGUCACAUCUGAAAUUUGGGGCCAUGUAUGUACAUUGUAAUUAGCAGGGCCUUCCCUGUUUGUGAUACUAAAUGAGGUACCUCUAUAUAUAGGUUUGC
Triticum urartu is the source of this 948-nucleotide messenger RNA. NCBI's taxonomy places the organism in Eukaryota, Viridiplantae, Streptophyta, Magnoliopsida, Poales, Poaceae. The record is from RefSeq and is a predicted model, not a curated record.